AAAACCCAAAUAAGGCUUCAAAAACCAGAGACCCUUUAACCUAAACUCCAUUUAACUUGAGAGAAGAAAAGCCUCAUAGCUUUUGGAAGGAGAUGGAGAGUAUUAUAAGUAACCAAAUAUUAUUGAAAGAGAAACUUGGAUUCUUUGGGAUCCUCAAAGAAGCUGCGAAAAUCCCUUUCAAAAAUCUCAAUUUCAUCAUCUUCACCUGCCUAACUUUGCUUCCUCUGCUUUACUCUCUAUCCAUCUACGAAAGCAUGUUUACGCAAACAAUAAUCGAAGCUGCCAAAGUGUUGCGGGAAGAAGCUGAAGCUCAAGCUAAAAUGGAAAGUGAUUGCAUACUCUGCUCUCACCUGAGUUGGGUUGAGUGGACACAUGUAACCAAUCUUGAUUAUUUAAUUGGCAAAAUUUCUCAGAAACUAGUGAUUCUGGUUCUGUCCCACAUAGGAAUCCUCCAUUUGUGCGACCUAUUCAGCACAAUCGCCACGGUGAAUUCAUCGUCGCUACUUUAUGCAGGGCACAAGGCGGAUUCAUCUCUUAAAGAAAUGUUCACCAAACAUGUCAUGGACGCAAGGCUUAAAGGACCUCUGAUCACUUCAAUCUACGCUAUGCUUUUCGCCUCGGUGUCCUUGCUGGGGCUAUGUUCAUUGCUGUUAUAUGUUUAUGUUAUGGGCACUACUUCUCCUUUGUUCAUGAUCAUAUUCUUGAUUAUGUUUGUUGCAAUGCUGGGGAAAUAUCUGGAGUGGCUCGCUGUUUGGGACAUGGGCGUCGUGAUUUCGAUCUUGGAAGAGAAAGAAGGCGACGUGGCAAUUGUGAUCUCAUCAUAUCUUAGCAGAGAUAAUCGCCGAACUGGAAUCUUCUUGAUGGCUGGCUUUGUUCUUUGGAGAGUAAUCUUGCGAGUAAUGUAUGUAUUCUUAGCUUUGAAUGGUGGAGGAAGUAAAAUUUGGGUUUUGGUAGUUCAUGUUGUGUUGUUUGGCUUCACAAAUGUCUUCAAGUGGGUAUGCUUUGUAGUUUACUAUGUUGAUUGUAAGAAAAUAAGAUCCAAGAAAGAGGUGUCUCUGGUACGAGGUGAUGGAGUGUUGUCAGUUUAAUUAACAUUACCCACUCUAUACAUAAUAAAAAAUACUCUAUCCUUGCUUUGUGAUGAUC
Arachis duranensis is the source of this 1146-nucleotide messenger RNA. RefSeq lists its product as uncharacterized. The record is from RefSeq and is a predicted model, not a curated record. The transcript has a single exon. Bases 93 to 1088 code for a protein of 331 amino acids. Lineage: Eukaryota; Viridiplantae; Streptophyta; Magnoliopsida; Fabales; Fabaceae.